Molecule: messenger RNA, 699 nt
Organism: Sinocyclocheilus rhinocerous
Lineage: Eukaryota; Metazoa; Chordata; Actinopteri; Cypriniformes; Cyprinidae
Product: carboxymethylenebutenolidase homolog
Exons: 5
Coding region: 59-613 (184 amino acids)
Molecular function (GO): hydrolase activity
Source: RefSeq, a predicted model, not a curated record
GAAGGCCAUUAUUGUAAUUCAAGACAUUUAUGGAUGGCAGCUUCCAAACACCAGAUACAUGGCUGAUAUGCUCUCAGCCAAUGGAUACAUUGCUAUAUGUCCAGAUUUCUUUGUUGGAAAAGAGCUGUGGAGCCCAUCUCAUGACUGGUCAACAUUUCAGCAGUGGCUUGAGGACAAAAAGCCUACAGACAUCAAAAAGGAAGUGGAUGUUGUAUUGACGUAUCUGAAGGAGCAGUGUGGCGUGAAGCAUAUAGGUGUUGUGGGCUUUUGCUGGGGUGGUGUUGCAACACACUACAUUGCUCUUCAGUAUCAGGAAAUCAAAGCUGGGGUCUCUGUCUAUGGUAUUGUUAGAGAGCGGGAAGACAGGUUUGAUCUCAAGAGUCCAACCCUCUUUAUCUUUGCAGAAAACGAUGCAGUCAUUCCACUUGAUCAGGUGACUACACUAGAGACAAGACUGAAGGAAAAGUGCACUGCUGACUUCCAAGUGAAGAUCUUCCCAAAUCAGACACAUGGGUUUGUCCAUCGCAAAAGAGAAGACAUUAAUCCAGAUGAUAAACCCUAUAUAGAGGAGGACAGGGCAGAUAUGAUCAGCUGGUUGAUUAAGUACACGUAAACUGCAGUGGGUUAAAAUAACGGAGUUAAAAGUCAAAGUCUGAUGAUAAAAAUCAAUGUGAUUAACUUCAAAUCCAUUUGAAAACU